CUAUAUUUAUCUAUAAUAAUAAUAAUAAUAAUAAUAAUAAAUGCUGGACCAAAAAUGGCUUUUGGAGAUUCAACACUACAAGCAGUGACUUUUGGGUUUGUCCUGUUUGGGCACAUACCCGUAGCUGAUGGAUAAACUUGAUGCUGUAUCUUGAAGUGAGGAGAACGGAAAAGGAAAUAGGAAAAAAAAAAAAGAAAGAAUUAAACUUACCUAGAUAGUAGAAAUGUGAAUUGUUUUUGUUUGUUUGUUUGUUUGCUGACUUUUUUUUAAUUGAAAAUAAAUCCUGGGACAAAAUUCUGGAACUGGUUGGCUGGAUCAAGGACUGGAAUUGGGACGCACAAGUGAGAAUAAUAAUAAUAAUAAUAAUAAUAAUAAUAAUAAUAAUAAUAAUAAGGGAAGAAACGGAGUAUUGAUUUGCGCGCGCGGCACUUGUGCGGCUCCGGCACGCGCGCAUGAUGCGGGAGUGGCGCAGAGAGCGCGCGCGGUACCGAGAGGAGUUCUGGACGGAAUAGCACGAGUUUGGGUCUGACUUCAUCACUGCUUUGCAUUUCAAGCUGGAUGAGAAAUCUCCCGGGCGAUGGCGUCUGAGGUGGUGUGUGGACUGAUCUUCAGACUCCUGCUGCCCUUCUGCUUGGCGGCAGCAUGCCUCUUCAGGUACAACUGGCUCUCCUUCGUCUACCUCAUCUACCUCCUCCUCAUCCCGCUGUUCCCCGAGCCCUCCAGCAUAACUAUGCAGAGCCACACGGGGCGCUUGUUGAAGUCGCUCUGUUUCACCAGUAUGAUCUUCCUCCUGUUUCACAUCAUCUACCAGAUCACUGUCAACAGUCUGCUCGCCAGAAAGCACAUCAAUGACACGUUCAACUGUUCAGACUGGGAGAAGCCCAUACGACAGAUUGGAUUUGAGAGCGUUAUAGGAGCAGAUGUAGGAAAUGGCAUCCGGGUGUUUCUACCGGACAUCGGCAUGUUCAUGGCAGGCCUGGGCACCUGGCUGCUGUGUCGGAGUCUGGAGAAGAAAAGACCAACGGAGGAAAUGGCGCAGUACAACCAGGACUUUGAUGCAGAAGAACAGGAAGAGAGCAAUGAGAAGAGAAUUCCAAAUGAUGAAGAAGGUGACGAGAUGCUGUACGAUGAGGAAUUUGAUGCCGAAGAUGAAGCAGAAGAAGAAGACGAGGGUCUGGCAGAGGAUGAAGAAGAGGAGGAGGAGGAGGAGGAGGUGAAGGAGAGUGCUAAGAUGAAAGUCCUGCGCAUAGUUGCUGGAGUGGCAUCUAAAGUGAAAGACAUCAUUGGUAAUCUCAUUAUUACAGCAGGGAAGGUGGUGGUGACGAUACUGCUGGGCCUGACAGGCAUGAUGCUGCCCUCUCUGACCUCAGCCGUUUACUUCUUCAUCUUCCUCGCACUGUGCACAUGGUGGUCCUUCUGCCAGACCUUUGACACACUCCUCUUCAGUUGCCUGUGUGUUCUGAUGGCCAUCUAUUGUGCUGGCCACCUCAUCGUUCUCUACCUCUACCAGUUCCAGUUCCUCCAGGAGAGCAUCCCACCUGAAGACAGCUACGUCAGAUUGUUUGGUAUCUCUCCUAUAAUCAAGACAAACUGCUCCUCUACAUGGAAGUUAAUUGUCCAUCCUGGUCUGUACUGGCAUCAUUUUGUCAAUCCCAUCAUGCUCCUGGUGCUAUACUACACACUGGCCACACUGAUUCGCCUUUGGCUGCAAGAUCCAAUGAUCACGGAGAAUGAGGGAGAGGAGGUAAAUGAAGACAAUGUGUGCCCUACAGCAGAAAAAAGGAGGCAGUUUUGGUGGACUACACGGCAGAAGACUGAAGAGAAGACUGCAGUAUUGAUGAACUCCAAUGGGACAUCUUUUGGUUAUGUCCCCACCCUAAAUGCAGAAAAUGGACCAGUCAGCUUGGACCUGUUCUCCAUCCCUAAGUAUAAGGUGGACCAAUCCAAUAAUAUUGAGGAUCAAAAGGACGGAGAGAUGUAUGAGGUGGUGGAGAUGCCACCAGAGGAGGAAGAAGAGUUAAAGGAGAGUGAAGAGAAGGAGCAGACCACAGCUCCUGCCGGUCUUGUCAAAGUCUUCCGUUUCAUUAUGAAGCAAAGCUACGUGUGUGCGCUCAUCGCCAUGAUGGCCUGGAGCAUUACAUACGUGAGCUGGCUAACAUUUGUCCUCCUCAUGUGGUCUUGCACUCUGUGGAUGGUGCGAGACAGGAGGAAGUAUGCCAUGCUCACGUCACCCUUUAUGGUGGCGUAUGGGAACCUGAUAAUUGUGCUGCAGUACAUCUGGAGCUUUGAGUCUCUGAGUUCUGUCCCUGGUUUCUUCCUCAAAACCACUGUGCCCUUCACUGAGCUCUGCUCCAAGGUGCUGUUUUUGCUGAGUUUCUGGCUACUUCUGCAUCAGACACUGACUGAACGGCAGAGCAAAUUAAAAGAGGAUGCUACACUUUCUGAAGUUUCCAUUGAAUCAGAGAAAAAGGAGGUAGAGAAGUCAGAGGAAGAGGAUGGUGGUGAGAAUGACCUGAUGCAGAUGGUGGGAAAGCUGGUGAUGGCCAUGCUGGUGAAGUACUGGAUCUACAUCUGCAGUGGCAUGUUCUUCUUUGUGAGCUUUGAAGGUCGGAUCGUCAUUUACAAGAUCAUCUACAUGAUGCUGUUCCUCUUCUGCGUGGCCCUCUAUCAGGUGCACUAUGAGUGGUGGAGAAGGAUUCUGAAAUAUUUCUGGAUGUCAGUGGUGGUGUACACCAUGCUCGUACUCACCUUCAUCUACACAUGCCAGUUUGACAACUCCAUCAACGUCUGGUCCAACAUGACAGGCAUGAGUGCGCAAAAGCUGAAGGAUCUGGGUCUGGAGAGGUUUUCUGUAGGUAUUCUGUUCACACGCAUCUUCAUCCCUACUUCCUUCCUACUAGUCUGCAUCCUUCACCUGCACUACUUCCAUGAGCACUUUCUUGAGCUCACUGACCUCAAAGCUGUGGCUUCCAAACAGGACAACGCCAUCUACAGACUUGCCCAUCCAGAUGACAGCUUGGCAGAUCUCACAAUGAUAAGCUCCUCUCCUGAACCUUUGGUGGACAAGGAGAAGGAGAUGUUGGUGGUGGAGAACAUAGAGGAGGACAAGAAAAAGGAAGAGGAUUCCAUCCGUGAUGAGAGUCAACACUGCAGUGCAGCGACAGAUCCAGAAAUGCCAUCAGAAGAGACUUCAGAGCUGAAGAAUAAGUGGCACCUGGUGGUGGACCGUCUAACUGUGCUGUUCCUGAAGUUUCUGGAGUACUUCCAUAAACUGCAGCUCUUUAUCUGGUGGCUGCUGGAGAUCCAUGUCAUCAAAAUAGUCUCUUCCUACAUCAUCCUGGUGUCUGUUACCGAGGUGUCUCUGUUGAACUAUGUGUUCCUGGCAUCAUGGGCCUUCGCUUUACCCUACAGUCAGUUCCGGCAUAUGGCCUCCAGCAUCUGCACUGUAUGGACUUGUGUUAUCAUUAUUUGUAAAAUGUUGUACCAGCUGGAGACGAUAGACCCAACGACAUACUCAAGUAUUUGCAAAAUGCCUAAUUACACAAAGGAGGAGGAGGCCUACAUGAAUCAGUCUUUGCUCUAUGCAAAGCCAGUAGACCCUGCAAACUGGGUUGGAUUGGUGAAGUUCCCCUCACUUUUGCCAAAUCUAAGGAAUAACUUACUGAUGUUGGCCCUCUUGGCAUUCGAGGUCACUAUCUACAGGCAUCAGGAGUAUUUCCGGCUACGCAACAAGCUCUCUCCUCCUCCUUUUCGAACGAUUUUCCAUGAAAUUACUCGCCAACAUCUUGAUAACAGCAUCAUCAGCUGUGCCAAAUACUUCAUCAACUACUCCUUUUACAAGUUUGGGGUAGAGGUAUGUUUCUUAUUGGCGGUGAACGUGAUUGGCCAGCGCAUGGACUUCUACUCUAUGCUGCAUGCCUUUGCUCUGGCAGCAGUGAUGUACCGGCGUAGGAGAAAGGCAAUUGCUGAAAUCUGGCCUAAAUAUUGCUGCUUCCUGGCCUGCAUGAUCACCUUUCAGUAUUUUGUCUGUAUAGGCAUCCCACCAGCAGCAUGUAAAGACUAUCCUUGGAGAUUCCCCAACUCUUCAACAAAUUCCACUGUCAUUAAGUGGCUCUACCUGCCCGAUUUCCACACAAAACCAAACUCCAAGUCUCUCAUCUAUGACUUUAUGUUGCUGCUGAGCGCGUCAUUGCAGCGGCAGGUAUUUGAGGAGGAGAAUCAGGCAGCAGUCCGUCUGAUGGCCGGAGAAAAUGUAGAGAUCUGCCGAGAUCUGGAUGCUGCCUCCUUUAGCAUACACAACCCCGUCCCAGACUUUAUACAUUGCAGGUCAUAUUUGGACAUGCUGAAGGUGAUCAUUUUCAGCUACCUGUUCUGGUUUGUCCUGACCAUCAUCUUCAUCACGGGCACCACACGCAUCAGUAUUUUCUGCAUGGGCUACCUGGUGGCAUGUUUCUACUUUCUGCUGUUCGGCGGAGAGCUACUGCUCAAGCCCAUCAAAAAGAUCUUGCACUACUGGGACUUCCUGAUAGCCUACAAUGUCUUUGUCAUCACCAUGAAGAACGUCUUCUCUAUUCUUUCUUGUGGCUACAUCAACAAGCUGAAGGUGAACUGCUGCUGGCUGAUCCAGCUGCUGAGUCUGGCCUGCACCAUCAAAGAUUAUGAGAAACUGCUCGACCAUGAAGACUCUAGUACUAAAUGUGACUUGCCUAAGGAUGAGGCAGGAAUCAUCUGGGACAGCAUUUGUUUCAGCUUUCUGUUGCUACAGAGACGUGUCUUCAUGAGUUACUACUUCCUCCAUGUUGUGGCUGAUAUACGUGCUGGACAGAUCCUGGCUUCUAGAGGAGCAGAGCUGUUCCAAGCCUCCAUAGUGAAGGCAGUGAGAGCUCGACUGGAGGAGGAGAAUAAAUCCAUGGAGCAGCUCAAGAGACAGAUGGACCGCAUUAAGACCCGGCAGGAGAAGUUUAAAAAGGGGAAGGAGAAGAUGCUGAGCAUGACCCAGGAGUCUACGGACAGCCAGACCUUAAUUCCACCUGACGCUGGUGAAGAGGAUGAUGAUGAUGGAGCAGAGAAAGAGAAAGCCAAGGCCAAAAAAAAGCAGUGGUGGAGGCCUUGGGUUGACCAUGCUUCCAUGGUGAGGAGUGGCGAUUAUUACCUGUUUGAGACUGACAGUGAAGAGGAGGAUGAAGAAGAAGAGAAAAAAGAUGACGAUCCUCCUAAGAAAUCAGCAUUCCAGCGAGCAAUCGGAAAGUUUGCCUCAGCUGUCCUGGCUUUGCCCAGGUCGAUAAUAAAACUGCCCAAAACUAUCCUUCAGUAUCUUAUCAGGGCAGCCAAGUUUGUGUAUCAUGCAUGGGUCACAGACUCAAAAACAGCUCUUAAGGAUCGGGGUAAGGAGCGGCGGCAUUUCUGGAAAAGAUACAGAAGAGGACGUAAACACCGGAAAGACAAGGAAGGUCAGGUCGCAAUUGAGGUGGAAGAUGAUGAACAGCAGAGCUCGGAGGAGGAGGAGAAGGAAGGACCAGACAACAUCAUUAAAAGGGUUUUCAACAUCAUCAAGUUUACCUGGGUGCUGUUCCUGACCACUCUGGAGAGCCUGACCACGUGGAUCAACAAUAUCUGUAAAGAAUACAUCGACAUCUCCACCGUGCUGCGCAUCGAACGCUGCAUGCUUACCAGAGAGGUCAAAAAGGGCAAUGUACCGUCACGUGAGAGCAUCCACGUGUACUACCAGAAGCAGAUGCGUCUGAAUGCGUCACGUGAGUCCGGAUUGGAUCGGAUCAGUGAGGAGGAUUCGAUCUCGGGCUCUCAGAAACCCCUGCGAAGGCGCAGAAAUUACACGUUAGAGAGCCAGGACUCUAUGGCAUCCCGAGACACCAUCUCUAGUGCAUUCACAGAGGCAACCAUGCUCUAUUCCCGCCAGUCCACACUGGACGACCUGGAUGAUGUACCUCAAAAUGUACCAAAAACCAGCGAACGCGCUCGCCCCAGGCUGCACAAAAUGAACAGCAUGGACAUGUCCAACUCCUCUGUAGACAGUGGCAGCAGCAACAUCUCCAGCGAGGCCACUCAGUGCGUCACUUUAUUCUCAAGGCAAGGUACCAACGACACCAUCGAUGAAGUGGAGGACGAGCAAGAUCACAUACAUCCCUGCGAUGAAAGACCUGAACAUGUUGAGGAAGCAGAGACAGGCCCCUGGCACUCCAUUGAGCCUGAAGAAGAGCAAGAACAUGGAGAGGAAGAAAAGCCUGAAGAAACAGAAUGGGAAUCUGAGGAUCAUGAGGAAGAGGAGCAGGACAGGACAGAAGAUGAUGGCAAAGCUCAGAGCCCCAGGAGAGAGGACGGCGAAUCCUCAGAACCAGAGCUGGUGCCAGCAGAGAGGACGUGCAGCCAGCUUUUUACCCCAGACAUGGACGUCCCUAACACAUCAGAUGCAGAAGUCCCACCCAGCUAUAGCAAAGCAGUGAGCUUCGAUCGUCUCUCAGUCGACUCACAGGAGAGUGAUGAAGAAAAGCAGCUCAUGCUGAUGACCUCAGACAGCAGAUCAGACCUACUGUCGGACGAGGCACUGCUGCCCUCGCAAACCACCGAACUCACGGCUAGUGAGCUGCUGCUCAACAAAAUGUUUUAUGACGAGGAACUGGAUGCCUCGGAGCGCUUCUACAAGUCCCAGCCGCUGGGCCUGAAGCUUUGCUACGCCCUCUACAACCUGUUAGUGGCUCACUCUGAGAUGGUUUGCUACCUGGUCAUCAUCCUCAACCACAUGAUUUCGGCUUCCAUGGCCACGUUGGUGUUGCCUAUCCUCAUCUUCCUGUGGGCCAUGCUGUCUGUUCCGCGGCCCAGCAAACGCUUCUGGAUGACUGCCAUCAUUUACACAGAGGUUACCAUCGUCAUCAAAUACUUCUUCCAGUUCAGCUUUUUCCCCUUUAACCAGAACCUGGAGGUGAACAGAAAGAAGCCCUAUCACCUACCGAACAUCAUUGGCGUGGAAAAAAAAGACGGUUAUGUGCAUUAUGACCUUGUUCAGCUGCUUGCUCUCUUCUUCCAUCGCUCAAUCCUCAGGUGCCAUGGUCUGUGGGACGAGGACGACCCCAACGAGACAAAAAGAGACGCCUCUCAUCACCGUGACGAGUCCGAGGAUGAAGAUAAAAUAGCAGUGGUGAUACCAGCAGAGACAAAAAAGAAGAGCUCGCCCCUUCGAUUUAUGAAAUUCAACUUGGGAAGUUCAACGGACUUUGAAUCCACACAGCAUGUGCACAUGCGCCAACCUGAACAACGCACAUACCAGCGACGCAAGAGCUCCAGCGGCGGCUCCCACAUCUCACGCCAUUCAUCCCAACGCUCCAAGAGAGGCAGCACGAGCACAAGGAACAGCAGCCGUAGAGGAAGCAGCGAGGUCAGAGUCGAACGCAAGAGCCGCAAGGAGCUCAUCAUGGAGAAGGUCCGAGAGCAGCUCAUUAAAGCCAGGGUCUUUCUCCUCAAAAAAGCAAGGGAGAUCUACCUUCCUAUUCGUCAGUUCUUCUAUAACCUCAUCCAUCCUGAGUACAGCGCAGUGACUGAUGUCUACGUCCUCAUGUUCCUGGCAGACACCAUUGACUUUAUCAUCAUUGUCUUCGGCUUCUGGGCUUUCGGGAAACACCAGGGAGGAGCAGACAUCACAUCUUCGCUGUCCGAAGAUCAAGUCCCGGGUCCGUUCCUGGUGAUGGUGUUGAUCCAGUUCAGCACCAUGGUAGUAGACCGAGCCUUGUACCUGCGUAAAACCGUCAUGGGCAAAGUGAUUUUCCAGGUCAUCCUGGUGUUUGGGAUCCACUUCUGGAUGUUUUUCAUCCUGCCAGGAAUAACAGAAAGGCGUUUCAGCCAGAACACCGUGGCCCAGCUGUGGUACUUUGUGAAGUGUAUUUACUUCGGUCUGUCAGCUUAUCAGAUCCGCUGUGGUUACCCCACCCGAGUGCUGGGCAACUUUCUGACCAAGAGCUACAACUAUGUCAACCUCUUUCUCUUUCAAGGGUUUCGUUUGAUCCCGUUUCUGACUGAGCUGCGUGCCGUGAUGGACUGGGUAUGGACGGACACGACGCUCAGCUUGUCCAGCUGGAUUUGUGUGGAGGAUAUUUACGCUCACAUCUUUAUACUCAAGUGCUGGAGAGAGUCAGAAAAGCGUUUUCCUCAGCCUCGGGGUCAGAAGAAGAAGAAGGUGGUGAAGUACGGAAUGGGUGGCAUGAUCGUUAUGCUGCUCAUCUGCAUCGUCUGGUUCCCUCUGCUCUUCAUGUCUCUGGUCAAAUCAGUAGCAGGCGUCGUCAAUACACCUCUGGACGUCUCUGUUAGCCUCACGCUUGCAGGCUUCCAGCCAAUCUUCACAAUGAGUGCUCAACAGAAGAACCUGAUGAGCAUUACUUCAGACAAGUUUGAGAGUUUCAAGAAAGACUAUAUGUCUGAUUCGAUGGCGCUGCAGUUUCUCGAGUCAUAUGUGUAUGAAGAUGUCACCAUAGCCCACCUAGAGGGAAACUCCAGCUCGCUGUGGACCAUCAGCCCACCCAGCCGUAAAAACCUGAUCAGCAUGUUGAACCAGUCCAAUGAAUUCCAUUUAACCAUCACUUGGUCUAUACAGAGGAACCUCUCUUUAGGAGCGAAAGCAGAGAUGGCAACAGGCAAACACUUCAUCAUCCUGAAACAAGAGACCAAAUCAAAACUUGUGAAACUGCUAAAUGAAAAUGCAUAUGUGGAGAUUGAAAACAUUUUUCCAAGAUAUCUGCGUGCACCCAGUGACUCCCAUGCCAAACCCAUCGAUCAGCUAAGCAAAGGUUUUGAAAAGAUCAAUCUGACUUUACACCGAGACAGCACUGCAGGAAACGAUCGGGAGUGGUGGGUCGUGAACCAGACAAAGGCAGCCAGAAUCCACCCACGUACAGACGACCCUGACAAAAAAAAUAAGAACGGACUGGAUCUUUGUAUCUUCAGUGAUCAGGUCAGCCCUCCUAGUCUGGGCUUUCUGGCUGGAUAUGGCAUCAUGGGUCUGUACAUGUCUGUGGUGCUGGUGAUCGGCAAGUUUGUGCGCGGGUUCUUCAGCGGAAUCUCGUGUACCAUCAUGUUCGAGGAGCUGCCCAACGUGGACCGCAUCCUUAAACUCUGCACCGACAUCUUCCUCGUCCGAGAAACAGGAGAGCUGGACCUGGAGGAAGACCUCUACUCCAAGCUUAUCUUCCUCUACCGCUCUCCGGAAACCAUGAUCAAAUGGACCAGGGAGAAGAACAAGUGAGGAGAAUGAGUGACGCUCAUGGACAAGGACACUCGGUGCAGGAGGAGGAGGUCCUAAUCAACAUAGAGAAGCACAAGGCUGGGGUUUUGGAUGAGACGCCAGCUGCAAUUGGCAACUAGCUGCAUUUUGCAGUUCUUAGUCUCUCUCUGUGACAUAUACAGUACUUUAUCAGGCAUAGCGUGGGAGAGAUCACUGAUCCGUAGCUAAUUGUACAUUAUUAAGGGCUUUAAUAGACACGACUACUUCCCAUCAUGCGUCACUGCAAAAGCAACCCUUCACAGCUGGGAGCGCAUGAGCCCAGAGGGCCGUCCAUCAUGACGAUCGACAGGCUGGUCAACAAAUCCCUGUGAUCGGAGUCUGAGGACUUGAGUUGAUUUCCAACAGACCUUAUUAUCAAGUGCUUUAUUUUCUGAGCAGAGCAAAGAGAUGCAACGGCUUCUGGUUUUGCAGAAGGCUGGAGCGACACACAAUAGCAAUCACCCGACAAUCUACACUUGCCUUAUUUAGUUUGUACCGAUAAUUGCGUUUUCAUUCAUUCAAUGUCUUUUCUCAGGAACACACACACACACGCCGGUCAUUUCAUCAUGAGAUGUCCUCUUUUCGAUUGUGUAUUAGAGCGUCGGACUGGGCAAGAAUUUUACCUUGGGUGCAAAUUUGCAAAAAUCAAGCACUGUCCUUAUGCACAAGGGUAAGAUGGCGACAAAAGCAAGGUUGCAAAAAUGAUCGAUUAUGUGAUGCUGAUUAAUGAUUAUAUGUGGCCGCUCGAUGGCUAUGGAGCAUGAACUUUCUUAAUGAUAUGCAAGUAUUGGGAGAUAUUGUGUUUCAGAAAGAUAUAGGUCUAUACGUGAAGAUUAAAAUAAUGACUCACUGCUUGUAUGGAAGGGGUAAAGCAAUAUGAAAAUUGAUGCAUUUAUUUAAAAAAAAAAAAAAAAAAAAGGAACGGGAGUGGGAGUAUACUGGGCUGGUUUGUAUAUAGAGUAUAUCAGUGGGAGUGUGUAUUAAUGCACAGCAAAGGGCUGUCUUUGCUUCCCCCCCAACAGGCAGCACUUUGCAGUUUACAAGUUUUGAAGUUCGAUCUUGGCUCGAUCCCAGUGUUCGUGACACACUCACGGAGACACUAGAAGAAUACUGGGAGAAGAGCAUUAACCUAACCCCCCCUCCUUCCUCAUGUUUCUAAACUAUGCAUUAUUUAAAGCCAUUGUAGCAUGAGAGAAUAAUUACUAUUUAAACGUGUGUUUUCAUGACAUCACAUGCACAUAUGCUUUAACAGGGACAAAGAAAUGUGAAGCUUUCUUAGGUGUAGCAGAAUGUCAGGAUGGAAAAGAAGAGCUUAAGAAAAGCGAUGACCUUCAAAUAAAGCACAUAUCAGAAGGCCA
Molecule: messenger RNA, 10623 nt
Organism: Neoarius graeffei (lesser salmon catfish)
Lineage: Eukaryota; Metazoa; Chordata; Actinopteri; Siluriformes; Ariidae
Product: piezo-type mechanosensitive ion channel component 2
Exons: 53
Coding region: 578-9247 (2889 amino acids)
Biological process (GO): detection of mechanical stimulus; cellular response to mechanical stimulus; regulation of membrane potential
Cellular component (GO): plasma membrane
Molecular function (GO): monoatomic cation channel activity; mechanosensitive monoatomic ion channel activity
Source: RefSeq, a predicted model, not a curated record